AUGUGGUAUCAAGAUCCCGUUGUUGAUAUUUGUGAGGUCGCUCAGCGUAUUAGCCCAAGUUACACAGCAUUACACGAAGAAAAAGAAACGAAGAAAACACAGAGUGAAAUCCACGGAAACCAUUUCUUAAAUGUCUUCAAGAGACCCCCAGCUCUCCACGUCGACACACAUGCGUUGUGGCAUCGUACAAUCCAACAACGAGAGAGCCAGAAACGAAACAAAAUAUCGCAGAAACCGGGUACGGCGCGGGCCAACGACACCACCCUACCCUACAUGCAUUCCCCAGCAUCUCGCACGCAUGUACGUAUCCGCAACGCAUGCUUCUCAGUUGUUAUUCUGUUUGCCUGUUGUUAUUACCCCCAAAGCAAGGAGCGUACCUGCUCAAAUGCCUCGAGUGUCUCAGACUCGUCAUGUGAUCCCGACGGAAUGCACGCAGGGUACACCUCUCCGCCAGCAGUCGAGGACAGUGUCGCAGAUACACAGAAAACGGAACGAGACUUGGUUUUGAUAAACAACAUUGCGGGCAAGGCAAAAAGGCCCUGUAGAUUGUUUCGCAGCGUUCAAUCUCGAACCGCGAACCUAGCUAUCCGUAGAGACGUCACAGUAGACUACUUGACCUUGACGGCAAUUCUCUGGACCAUCUUGUCUGCUACAUAUGAUCUCCUUUCUUCGGCGCAAUGUGCGCGAGUUUCGACAAGUUUGAAGUCGGUGGAGCGUACCCAUUUCGCCGAUGAUCUCUACCAACGCCAAGAAUGCAGUCUUUUGAAGAAGACUAUCAACAUCAUCAAAAGUCACGUGAAACUUGCGUGGGAUGGUUCAAAAUUGGUUGCUCAAUGUGAGCUCGUUAUCGUCAUUGUUUUCAUCAAGCCUUCUUCUCCAACCGCUAUGAUACAACACGAGUGUCCUCGAAUCCUACAGCUGGCUCAUAAGCGUUUGUGUCCCUCCUUUGGGAGACCAUCUCCCUCUUUCUCAAGUGUCGUUGCGGGCCUCGGUCCCCUACCUCCAGGAGGACUUUGGUCCAAGGCAGUGAAGUUACGCUUCCCAACAACCGUGACGCCCGGUUCAUAUCUCUAA
This is a messenger RNA of Colletotrichum lupini, 1074 nucleotides long. RefSeq lists its product as uncharacterized. The record is from RefSeq and is a predicted model, not a curated record. NCBI's taxonomy places the organism in Eukaryota, Fungi, Ascomycota, Sordariomycetes, Glomerellales, Glomerellaceae. The transcript has 6 exons. Bases 1 to 1074 code for a protein of 357 amino acids.